Molecule: messenger RNA, 1392 nt
Organism: Emiliania huxleyi CCMP1516
Lineage: Eukaryota; Haptophyta; Isochrysidales; Noelaerhabdaceae
Exons: 8
Coding region: 59-1111 (350 amino acids)
Cellular component (GO): cytoskeleton
Molecular function (GO): actin filament binding
Source: RefSeq, a predicted model, not a curated record
GACGGGCCGCAACCGGCCAGAGGUGCUGCUGCACCUCUGGGCGUGUGUACGUACGUGUAUGCUGCCCCUCCUCGCCGCCGCCGCUGCGGCUGGCGCGAAUAGCAGCUGCUCGCUCCCCAUAUCGACGAACCAGGUCGUCAAAAAUGCGCGCCCGGUGGAGAUCAGUGGGUGGGGUGUAGCGGAGAGCAGCGAGUGGCAGGACAGGCUCGAGCUCGCGGCGCUAGCACGGAUCAUGUACAUUUACGGGUUUGGCUCCGAUUUGGCCGCGCAGUGUGUCAUGGCGAGGCUGCGGGACGAGCCGGACACUAUGCUGAUGAACGAGUGGGGCCUCUUCUUUGAGGAGGCGACCGCCUCGUCGCUCGUGAAGGUCAGAUUUGGCGACGGCACACCUCCAGAGGGGCUUCUCGUGGCCGCCGAUGGAUCCGUCGCGCCCUCGAAACCGGAUGUGGUCAACAUCGGAUGCGUCCCUGUCGGCCGGGCGAUUUUUGAGGCGCGCCCGGACGUCUUCUCGAUCAUCCACGCCCACCCGCAUGCGGUCAUGGCGGUCGCGUCGACCGAGGCGGGGCUGCUGCCCCUCUCGCAGGCCUCCCCCACCCCACGGCCGCCUUCUUCCUCCACGGCACGCGCCCCCUCUCUCCGCCAGACGCCCUCCCGGGACCUCCACACGAACGCGCGGACCGCACGCGCCGCGCAGCACACGAGCGCGCUGCCGUGCUGCCGGCCGGGGCCCGAGAGAGAGAAAGAGAAAGCCAGUCCACGCACCAUCGGUCGCUACAAGUACGACUUCUCCUACGGCUCGGACUUCGAGGACGCCAUCGCCGCCCAGUUUGCCGCCGGCAAGCGCGCAAUCAUGCUCGACCACCACGGCCUGUACGCCGUCGGCACGUCGGCGCGCGACGCGUGGUUCGUCACCUUCCACCUGCACCAGGCGUGCGAGGUGCAGCUGCGCGCGCAGAGCACGGGGCAGGCGCUAGUCAUGCCGUCCCAGGAAGAGCUCCAGCGGCAGUACGCCGACAUGAUCUCGUCGCCAGACUACGCGUACGACGGGUCGCGCGAAUGGGCGGGCUGCGUGCGCAAGCUCAACCGCGAGCUACCGGGGUAUGACGUUUGAGGCGCGGCGCCGCACGUAGCGUGGCUAGUGGUCGGCCCUGGGUGGUGGUGCGUGGCGGCGAGAGACCGCCGAGUGGGCCCCUCGGUGCUGUCUCUCCGCGGCCGGGAGGCGUGUAGUGUGGAGGGAGAGCGCGCAUACGGCUGAGCUCCGGCGCGCCAGCUCCAGGCUCUAGCAUCGGGAUCGGCAGCUUUGAAUCAGACAUUGGUCGGAAUGAUAAGCCGGUCCGUGUCGCGGCUGGACCGCGAUUAGCGUGUCUGAAGAAGAUAGCAUUCCCUAUUUUA